This is a messenger RNA of Patiria miniata (bat star), 2360 nucleotides long. RefSeq lists its product as uncharacterized. NCBI's taxonomy places the organism in Eukaryota, Metazoa, Echinodermata, Asteroidea, Valvatida, Asterinidae. The transcript has 4 exons. The record is from RefSeq and is a predicted model, not a curated record. The coding region runs from base 166 to 663 and encodes 165 amino acids.
AGCCCAGUAGUCCAUAAAUCCAAAGUUCAACAUCAAUUGUGUAAACUUGUGAUCAUAUGAUCAGAUUCGAGUUGCAGUUUGUCAGGCUCGCGUGUGCGUCACAGUUCUCUUCUCGUGAAACGGUGUCACACGAUUAAUAAUAGUCCCACUCCAUCUUUCCUCAAAAUGGCGGCACCUCGCACUCUUCUGGCCCUGUUUCUUCUCGUCGUUUCAUUCUCAUGUGCUUACACGGAUUAUUGCCCGAGCAUGUACGAUGGAUCGUCAUUCACCCAGUCGUUCUACUGCCCUCGGUCAGGGCAAUCGUGGGACUGGUCGUAUUGCUGCGAUGAAUAUACCACAGGGCAACACUGCUGUGACUACAGUGAUUACUAUGGUUAUUGGGACACUGGCACCAUAGUCGGUGUAUCUUUUGGUGGUGUGAUCGGCGUAUCAAUUCUUGUCACUCUCUUGAUCGUCUGCUGCGUCUGCGCAGGAAGGAGGCCGAUGCCCCGCCCUCCCGUUGUACUCUCCACAGUACAGACUGUGCCGGCACCCCAGCAGGGAGCUCUAGGUGUAAGUCAUUGCGCCCCACCAGCCUACAACGAAGUCGUCCAACACCCGCCUCCCAAAGUUGGACAGUACCAACAGCUCACCAAUCAGCCCGGUUAUCCGAUUGACUACUAGACAUCAGUAUUGUGCAUGCUUUACACUGUUAAAGUGGGUUUUAGAGUUAAAACGCUUUUUUUUUUUGCAUACAUGUUAGUCCACGAUAUUGUUUUAGCCAACUAGCGCUAAUAACUCAACUAAAAAAGUGUAACACAUUCACUUUUUAUGAGACACGUGAUGGAAAAUCGUGAUAAAAGUGUUUAUUUAGCCUAUCAAUUUCGACUUCAUCCCUGUCAUUUUGUUUACAGUUACUACUUAUACUUGGUGGUAAACAGGCUUGUGUACCUAAACAUGUGACAGGCAGAUAUUCAUAAACUCAAACAUGGCGUAGAUGUACAAGAAGUCAUUAAAGUGUUCAGAACUAUGCUUAAACUCUAAACUCAUAGAGAGUCUGUAUAAAAGAGACCGGAUUUCAUUAGAGCCCGAAAUCAUAUGACAACGGCAUCAAAUUCUACACAGAGCGGGCCAAAGUUCACCAAGCAUGACAAAUAUCUGCUUAUCGCAAAAUACCGCCAAACUGUUGUGAGGUGUGUAAACUGUUAUUGUUUGUUAUAAUUAUACUGGUUCUUAGCUAACUGUUGGUUUGCAAAUGAAUUCGCUAUGUCAUAUUUUUGCAAUGAUCGGACGCUCCAUGACAUCGGGACUACAUGACACACUUUAUUAUAAGACCGAUAGCGGCAUUUGAUACCGGUAUCUCAAAUUGAUAUUUAAUAUCUUGUCAGUUUUACUCUUUGAUAAUUGCACGCAGAAAUUUGCUGGUUAUGAAAUCUUAAUAGCACCAGGGGCUUUCAAAUUUGUAAAUAAAUAAUAUCGUACCUUUAUUUAGCUCCUCUGAUAGCUUGUCAAAAGGAGAUAAAGUGAAACAAAUUGCCUUUGUUAAAAGUGCUGCGUAUACAGCAUUCGUAUAUGAAAUAAAUGAUGUUACCAAAAUAUUGUUUGUAUUACAUUUCACAUGUAUUUGGGUACUUUGUUCUUCAUCCAACAAUAAAAUGCAGAUUUUUUUUCAGUUACCGAAAAUAUGUUGAUUUUUCCAACUUAUCCUAUUUCAAAAAUAACAUGUAACAUCUACAGUAUCAAACAUUUUGGCAAGAACAUGAGAGACGUGCUACAAACAAAUGCUAAUAUUCAACUGCAUGCUUUUGUUUCAAAACCGAUGGAUAAACAUGAUUUAAACGAAUUUCUUUUUCUUCUAAGAAUUUUUCUGAGGGGAUGGUUACGCUUUUUCGUAUAGGGAGCUAAGGCCCAGUCUACCCUACCCCCCCCCCCCUUAAACCUCUCUUGUUUGAGUCCUUUUUAUCAUGGACAAAGGCAGACAUUUUCCGAUAAUUGCCAAAAAUCGUAUUUGUUUUCAUGUAGCAAUCGACAGCCUAACAGACACAUACUCACAUUGCUCUUGCCAAGGUCGAAUAACGUCAACAUUUUUUUUAAACAACAAAGCCCUUAAAAAUAGCGUUGAGCCCUAAAAAUACAAAAGUCUUCUGUAAAAAGAGAUAAUAUAUGUACGGUCUUCGAACCUGCCUUCAAAAUAAAUAAUUUAACUACCGUGGGGUGGGGAAAUAUGAGCGGGGAAAAAUAAAUUAUCACUCGGUGGAAAAUGUGUUUUCCGUUUCUGACUUUGUUCAAAGUAUUAUUAAGGUACUGCUUUCGCAUACUUGAUUGAUUCAAGGGCGGAUUCAAAACAUGUUUGUGUUUUUGCAUUAUUUGUUUUGUUUUGU